This is a messenger RNA of Cephus cinctus (wheat stem sawfly), 2434 nucleotides long. RefSeq lists its product as uncharacterized. Lineage: Eukaryota; Metazoa; Arthropoda; Insecta; Hymenoptera; Cephidae. The coding region runs from base 25 to 2238 and encodes 737 amino acids. The record is from RefSeq and is a predicted model, not a curated record. The transcript is spliced from 6 exons.
UUUUUUUCACAGUUAAACCAUGAGAUGUUACAUUUACAUGAGAAAAGUUACGAGUACAUACGUGUGGUGAUAGAAACUGCAAUAAAAUAUAAAUUUAGAUAUUUGGUUCAAUACAUUUACAGUGACCUGACAAUAAAGAUAGAGUCAAAACAGAUACUAGAUUUGUAUACGCUGGUACGCAAUGCCAAUUUAUUAAACAAUGAAUGCGUGCGGAACACGAUACAGUCUUUAAUAGAACAGGAAAAGUCGAUUGAAGAAGUUAUCAAUCAACUGGAAAUUUUAUCCGAUGCAAAAGAAAUCAGCAUGCUCUACUCGAUGAUUUUCCAACGUGCCAGAAAGGAAAUAGUUUUUGGGAAAUGGUGGAAAACGUUUCGGCAGUUUUUCAUCAAAUAUACCCCACCCGCCUACUACGUCCAAUUGGUAAUACAAGAAUGUCUUUACGCGCAAGAGAACGAAGCGUUCAUUAACGAUGUCGCUGUGAAUUUAAUAAACAAGCUAACCAUCGGUUACUCACUGACUCCAGAGUUACGAGAUAUAUUGCCAUUAUUUUUUAAACUACAAGACAGAAUUACAGAGGUCUCUAGAAAGGGUACAAGUGUUAACGUACAAGUUGAACAGGAUUACAGCCUAUUUUCUGUCAAUGUAGAAAGUAGAAGUAUCACUAGUAUUAAGAAGUCGGAACAGUAUGUCUCUCAGCACCGUACUAGUCAUACAUUUGAUACAAGAGAACCUCCAAUAUUCGAUCCACCGUCUAAUUUAUCAACGUUAGAGAGUCCAGUCUACAGUGUAGGUAGUACUCUGCAACUGAAUGUUUAUGAAGGUGAUAGAAGUAAUAUCCCCAGUAACGAAAGUGCACAAAUUGAAUGUGAUACUACAAUUAAGUCACCUUACGUUACUGAUGUACCAUGGGUUAUGCAUAGAAUCGAAAACCUACCGGAACCAAGUUCACCACAUCAGCAUCGCUUCUGGAAAUUUAACAUUGAUUUGAUAAGUUUGAGAGAAGGCAUCCAACACAAAGAUUACAAACACGUACUUCAGAUCCUUGACAAAUAUUCAAAAUAUGAAAACAAUAUCUUUCUGAAAGGAUGCUAUAAUAUACUACGCAAUAAUAUUAUGUCGUCGGACGAACACUUAGUCAACAUUAUCAAGAUUUCAGUCCAAACUGGAAUGAGCUCCAUCUUGGAAGAGACAUUGUUCACCCUAGGCAGAUACGUCUUAAUAGAGCUAGCUGACAACGGAUCGUGGGUAUUAGCCUAUAAGUUACUGAAAACACUUAAAAUUUAUGAAUCGCGAUUUAAUGUUGGAUUCAUUUUGCUAUCUGCCGAAAUAUAUAUAGCCAAUGAUCGCCCGCUAAAGGCCCUUGAGAUUCUUAGACGUGAGUUAUAUAUUUACCCCAAGCAUAAUGAUGCACAAUUAGCACCAAGUAGACAAAAGAUAUUUUUUAUUCUAAAAAAAACAUUUAUUACAGAAACCAAUGUGAUUUUUACUAAUCGAAAGAAAUGGAAGAUACCUAGUGAAAGUAGAGAUGAAGAUUUGCGGGUCAUAAUCAUUUCGCUCUUACUAGAGUCGCUCUGUGGUAAUUUUGUGGAAAGUGCCUUCGCCUUAUACGACACUUUGCUAGGGGAUCAAUAUUGUAUUUACUUUCCAAUAGACCUUCCACACUAUAUAGAUAAACUAACUUUAGCGCUUUUGACAACUGAAAAAUAUGAUUUACUCAUUGAACUGGCUAGACUAUUGAUACCGUACAAUUUUAUGCUACGACCAAAUAUAUUCAGAGCAGUGAUAGUAACGGCUACUACUCGUGACAUAAUAUUAGCUAACCAACUAUUUCAAUAUGGCGCCAAAUUGGGAACGUAUCAAGCAAUAAAGCUAAAUACUCCCGUAUUCCUAAUUAUAAACACCAGGUGGAUGGAGGAGGAAAUAUAUCUGACAGUCACUGAAUUAAUUCAACAACUUUUCAUGGAAAUCGGACACGCGAUUGAUCGCAUGCGCGUCAGACAACUUGCAGUUUACGUGUCCUUUGAGACUAUACCGUCGUCGAGGGAGCUCCAAUUAAGCGAAGUAAGAAAAUAUGACAAUAAACACAACAUUAAUAGCACUAGGCAGGUCAUGGAAAAUAUUUUGAAAAAAAGAUUCGAUCCUCCUCUUGGAUUUGUUCAAACGCACAAAGGAAAAUUUGCCAAAUUUAGUAGCGAGAAAUUGAUCAACUACAUGAAAUCUACACAUGUAGCAUUGUGAUAUGAUAUAUAACUUUAUCCUUAUUAUUACAUAGAUACAGGUUUGAUAAUGUACCGUUACGGUUAUCAAACAAUCCUUUUUUUUAUUUCGACAAGACGCCAGUAUUCAAGACUACAGUGGUACAUAGUUCCUUUUAAGUUUUUUUAUAUAAAUUUUUCACGAAGUAAGAAUGUAGACUGAAUAUCGAUAACUAACU